UGGCUAUCCCACGCAACACUCGACACCACUUCGUAUUGUAAGGUUCCAUGCACAAGCAAACACAUCGCACAAGUACAUUUUUAGUAUAUAGUAUAUACUAUAGAGUGGGACAGUAUGGUUACCAAAUUGCAGAAUAUCAAUGACCUGCCUGAGGUAGAUGCUAAUGCCGGUGCCAAGGUUGGCGAGGCCUUGGAAAAGGCAGCUAAGAUCAUCAAGCCUGUAGUUGAAGUGGCCAAGAAGAUUGUCAACAAUGUCGGCCCAGUACUGGAGAAAGGAGUGCAGUGGUGUGAGGAAAAGUACCCUAUCAUCGAACCAUACAACCCCACGGAAUUGCUGCCGGCAAUCAUUGGGCUGGUGCUUGUGUUCUACGGUGGCCAUUUUAUGCUCACCGUCUCUGCAGUUGAGGCGUUCCGUAUGAUUGGAUACCAGGAUGUCAAAGAGGCCCUGAUUGUAUUUCACAAGAACUGGAAGGCCAUCCAGGUUGCAAAUCAGAAGGACAAUACGAUCGAUGCUGAUGGAGACGGGAUCGCCGAUGUGGAACAGAUCACGGCCAAGGAGAAGACGUCUAGAAAGAUGCUGUUGGUUCUGCGCACUAUUGACCCGGCAGAGGUGCAGAAGGCGUAUCACGCCUGCCUGAUGUCCUGGGGUGCUAUCAUAGUUACACUAAAGAUGAACUUUGCUGAGCGUAGCCUUGCUAUCUACAAUGGAAUCUGA
This is a messenger RNA of Sphaeroforma arctica JP610, 714 nucleotides long. RefSeq lists its product as hypothetical. The record is from RefSeq and is a predicted model, not a curated record. The transcript has 5 exons. Lineage: Eukaryota; Ichthyosporea; Ichthyophonida. Bases 115 to 714 code for a protein of 199 amino acids.